AUGACGCGACCUCAGAUUCUGUUUCUUGAUGCGUACGACUCCUUCACCAACAACAUCGUCUCCCUUCUUACAACCCUGCUUGAUGCCGAUGUUCACGUCUUACCGAUUGAUACGCCAUUGCUAGAUCCAAAGCCGUCGUCUUCGUCAUCCAAAUCCGCCACUGACUUCCACCGGGAACUGUCGAGGUACCAUGCCGUAGUCUGCGGACCUGGGCCCGGCUCUGCCGAAAAUGAGGCGGAUGUCGGGCUCAUGAGGUGUAUCUGGGACUUAGGCGAUGAGAAGCUCCUCCCCGUCUUGGGAAUAUGCCUUGGUUUCCAGAGCCUCGUUCUCAGCUCCGGUGGGGGGGUGAGGAGGCUUCAGCGGGGGUUGCACGGGAUGGUCCGUACCAUUCAACAUGAGAAGCCACGGCCGACUUGCGCCGAGGACAUCUUUGCUGGUGUCUCUGAGUUCGAGGCGACCCUCUACCAUAGCCUGUGCGCGGACAUCGGGCAGGAUUCCAUCUCAGACGCCGAAUGGGCAAGCAGGAGAUGGGACGCGCAGGACAUGGCCCCCGAGUUGCUCCCCCUGGCCUGGGUCGACGAGGAGCGGGACAACGGUCGCGAGAGGAUCCUGAUGGCCGUCAAGCAUCGCAGCAAGCCGUUCUGGGGUCUCCAGUAUCAUCCGGAAUCAAUCUGCACGCAGACAGCAGGCCACACGGUCAUCCGCAACUGGCUCCGCGAAGCAAUGGCUUGGAACUCGAGGUCGAACAGGACCGUCUUGAGUGGAGGACGGUUCCUGGCGAGAAACGCCGUGAAGCCGAGUCUUCUUUCCGAGAUCCGGGCCGCGGCGCAAGGGGGUCACGCCCCCGUGUUGGCGUGGACGGAGAUGCCGACGUCUCUGGCGACCGUGGGGCUCGAUUGCGACUACAGCCACAAGACCAUCAGCCUUCCCGCCAAUAUCAAGGUGCCGGAUAUCGUGGAGAUCCUGAAGAGCGGAAGAACGGAGCACAUCAUCCUGGACUCAUCCAACUCGAGCAAUAUGGCAACUGGCGCCGCGGAUGUGCGGGGCAGAUUCAGCAUCAUCGCCCUGGAUGUGGAAGAGUCCCUGCGUAUCGAACAUCACGUCGGAGAUGACUUUGCCACGGCACGUAUCCCUUCAAUUCAGGGCAUGCCUGUUGACCUGAUGGAGACUAUUGCAUUCGGCCAGAAUGAGAACAUCUGGCACCUGCUUUCCAGCUUCCUCGAGAAGCGACGCAUCACAGCAACAGGGGACCUGGAAACACCGUUCCGGGGCGGUUUCAUGGGAUACCUCACUUACGAGAUGGGGCUCAGAGGAAUCGAUGUGGCGGUAGCAGAUGACCGUGGACAUCAGCGGCCUGAUUUGUGUUUCGCCUGGGUCACGAAAAGCAUCGUCGUGGACCAUGCCAGGGGCCUCUUGCACGUCCAGCACCUGCAGAAGCGAAAGCUCAACGCCGACUUCUGGAUCGACUCUGUCGUUGCAUCGCUGCAGACGUCACGCCCCUGGCAGUCGGGCAAGGCCGCUGCCAGCGACUCGGACUCUUCGACAGUGUCGACCCGUCCGGUGAUCCAGGUGCCCGACGCUGACGACUACGAGGCCAAGGUCUCUCGCUGUCAAGACUUCAUCGCGGCCGGCGAGUCGUAUGAGCUCUGCUUGACCGACCAGACGAUAAUCACGCUGCCGGGACGACCGGAGAGGGAACAAGGCCCUAACAGCGUCCAAUCCGGUGGCCAGGCGCCCUCAAAACCAGCCUACGUCGCACCGUGGAAACUCUACAAAACCCUCCGUGCCCGUCAGCCAGCGCCCUUCGGUUCCUUUAUCCACCUCGGCGGCGCGACGCUCAUCAGCAGCUCGCCCGAACGGUUCCUCGAGUACGACGCGGACGGCUUCUGCUCGAUGCGCCCGAUGAAGGGCACCGUCCGCAAGUCCAACGACGUCGCGACGCUGGCCCAGGCGGAGCGGAUUCUGCACGUGCCCAAGGAGGAGGCGGAGAACCUCAUGAUUGUGGACCUGGUCAGGCACGACCUGCACGGCGUUUGCGGGUCCGGGAACGUCGAGGUCCCGCACCUGAUGAAAGUGGAGGAGUACGCGACGGUAUUCCAGAUGAUCACCAUCGUUAACGGGCGGCUGCCGGAUCCUCACCACAACGGGACCGCGGCGGACCGGCGGCACACGGGUCUGGACGUGCUCGCGGCGAGCCUCCCGCCGGGCAGCAUGACGGGCGCGCCGAAGAAGCGGAGCUGCGAGCUCCUGCACGAGAUCGAGAGCCACCGGGAGCGGAGUCUGUACUCGGGCGUGGUGGGGUACAUGGACGUCACCGGCAAGGGCGACUGGAGCGUGACCAUUCGGACCAUGUUCCGGUGGGACGACGAGGUCGCGCCGCCGGCGGAGGGCGAGAUGGAGCCGCGGGAGGUCUGGCACAUCGGGGCCGGCGGUGCCGUGACGAUCCUGAGCACGCCCGAGGGGGAGAGGGAGGAGAUGUUCACCAAGCUGGCGGGACCCUUGGGGGUCUUUGCGGAAGCAUGA
Molecule: messenger RNA, 2523 nt
Organism: Colletotrichum higginsianum IMI 349063
Lineage: Eukaryota; Fungi; Ascomycota; Sordariomycetes; Glomerellales; Glomerellaceae
Product: Aminodeoxychorismate synthase
Exons: 1
Coding region: 1-2523 (840 amino acids)
Biological process (GO): L-tryptophan biosynthetic process
Source: RefSeq, a predicted model, not a curated record